Molecule: messenger RNA, 1683 nt
Organism: Ostreobium quekettii
Lineage: Eukaryota; Viridiplantae; Chlorophyta; Ulvophyceae; Bryopsidales; Ostreobiaceae
Source: the annotation of a GenBank genome assembly
AUGGACCCCCUGGAGAAGUACGAGCUGCUGCAGCAGCUGGGGAAAGGCUCGUAUGGCAUCGUCUACAAGGGCGUCGACAGGCAGACGUCAGAGAUCGUGGCUGUCAAGAUCAUUUCGUUGAGUGGUCAACAGGGAGAGGAACUUGUGCGGAUACAGAGAGAGAUUGAAAUGUUGCAAGGCUGCGGCCAUCCAAACGUCGUGCAAUACAAGGGCAGCUACACCUACAACGAUUCCCUGUGGAUUGUGAUGGAGUUCUGUGGGGGUGGCAGCAUUGCCGAUAUUGUGCGCUCCCUGGAUACCCCCCUAACAGAGGACCUCAUCGCUUAUGUGUGCGCAGAGACAUUGAAGGGCCUCGCGUACCUGCAUGCACUGGGCAUGGUCCACCGUGACAUCAAGUGCGGCAACAUCCUCCUGACUGAGUCGGGGGAGGUGAAAUUGGCGGACUUUGGGGUGGCAGCGCAGCUCACAAGCACGCUCUCAAAACGAAAUACCUUCAUCGGCACCCCCCACUGGAUGGCGCCAGAAGUGAUCCAACACAGCCGGUAUGACGGAAAGGUUGACGUAUGGGCUUUGGGGAUCAGCGCUGUGGAGAUGGCGGAAAUAACCCCCCCACGCUUUAACGUGCACCCCAUGAGGGUCAUCUUCAUGAUAUCCAAGGAGCCCUCUCCAGAGCUUGAGAACAAGAGCAAGUGGUCAGGGACCUUUAAUGACUUCAUUGCGCAAGCACUGCAAAAGGAUCCCAACCGGAGGCCUUCCGCAAAGUUUUUGCAGCAGCACCGGUUUGUGGUGCGCCCCCCUGCAAGCUCUAAGGUCGACUUGCUGCCCAUGGUCAAACAGUGCCAGGAGAUUUUUCUGUCAAAACUGCCAGUGGCUGGCGACACACUGGAGCUGCAAAGCACACAGCUGUCCCUCAACACAGGGACCCUCAAGGCGUCAACUGUGAGGCAGACUUGGAAGAAUGAGCCGACGGGAACAGUUGCAUUGGGGGCAACGCCUCGCCGACCGUCUCAGCAAGAUGGCGGUGACGACACAGUGGCAUACUCGGGGAGCGUUGUCAUCAGCGGCCAUAAUAGCUUUGAUGGCCAAUCGACACACAGACGGACGGACACCAUGGACACCACAGUGUUCGACACCCUUGGGACGAGUGGGCGCAUGGACAGCUUUGUUGCCAGCACCAGAGAUGAGGGGGGCGAUGGGGAGUACCUUGCAGCAGUCAAGGCAAUGGAGGCUGAGAGCAGAGGGGGACAAUCUCGAGGACCCUCUGGUCAGGCGUCGCCGUCAACCUCCCAGGCAUAUGCAAGGAACCGUGUGAAGGAGAAGCUGUGGGCCGUGCACAAUGGCGGCUCCAUUAUUCCCAUGCCAUUUUUGUCCGCCAGGCAUGCUGCCCCCUUGGGGCUGCUGGACUCGUCGGGGCCGUCACAGAGGCCGAGUCGGGGCGGCCUCAGGCCUGAAGACGAAGAACUGCUGAUAUCUUUGGCGAGGGAGAGCCUGCCUGGCGACAAGCUGCCGGACUCGUUAGUCCAACGGGUUUCCGGCAGCCUCGUGCUCCAGAAUCUGCUGCGCACGCUGUCGUACCAUCAGCGCUGCCUGAACAUCCUGCCCAUGGACAAGGAAGCCGCGAAGAAGACGCGCAGGGUGGUGAGCCAGCUGGCGGAGGUGCUGCGUACGAUCCUGUGCCUGUGA